AUGUGGUGGAUGCUGGCCAGGGAAGUUCUGCUCAUGUGUGGCACCAUUUCCCGAGAACACCCAUGGGAGGUCAUGCCUGAUCUCUGCUUCUACAGAGAUCCUGAAGAGAUUGAAAAGGAAGAGCAGGCCGCUGCUGAAAAGGCUGUGACCAAGGAGGAAUUUCAGGGUGAAUGGACGGCUCCAGCUCCUGAGUUCACUGCUACUCAGCCUGAAGUCGCAGACUGGUCUGAAGGCAUGCAGGUGCCCUCGGUGCCUAUUCAGCAGUUCCCUACUGAAGACUGGAGCACCCAGCCGGCCACUGAAGACUGGUCUGCAGCUUCCACUGCUCAGGCCACUGAAUGGGAGGAACAACCACUGAGUGGUCUUAAGCUGGUCUUCCACAAAGGCAAACAAAAUGGAAAUAGAAAUUGAAAAGGUUGACGGAAAAGAAACAGUUUGUA
Messenger RNA from Neomonachus schauinslandi (Hawaiian monk seal), 440 nucleotides. RefSeq names its product 40S ribosomal protein SA-like. The transcript has a single exon. Gene Ontology annotation, biological process: ribosomal small subunit assembly; cytoplasmic translation. The record is from RefSeq and is a predicted model, not a curated record. Bases 1 to 411 code for a protein of 136 amino acids. NCBI's taxonomy places the organism in Eukaryota, Metazoa, Chordata, Mammalia, Carnivora, Phocidae. Gene Ontology annotation, cellular component: 90S preribosome; cytosolic small ribosomal subunit. Gene Ontology annotation, molecular function: structural constituent of ribosome.